UUAUGCCGAUCAGGCAUAACUAUACUUUGUAGUCCAUCUGUUUCUCUGCAUAUUUUGUUACAUAUAUAUACACACAUACGGUUGGCUGAUAUAUUGAUAACGGUCAGAUUCAAACUUGUGAUUCAAAAGUAUUCAAAGUCCUGAUGUCACACUGAUAGGACAAAAACCUUAAGAUGCAUGCUCCAAUGCAGAACAAUUCAGAAAAUGUAACCCCUUAAAGUUGGUAUUGCAAUUCACCACAACAUUUGCAUAUCGAUUAGGACCUAAUAUUAACCAACACAAUAAUAGACAAACCAAGACGCCUCUGGGAGAACGGAGGAAACAUAACCAGUGCUAAAAUUUGUAAAAGAUACGGUGGACCACCAAUUUUGUUGGGCAUAUGUUAGAUGUGAAACCUGGUAGAAAGAAGUUCAACAAGCAAAAUCAGCCCUUUGAAAGAGACAGAUAUCAUACACCAGUCUGCCUGUACACACCAGUUCCAAUCAGCCCUCUAGCGAGACUGACAGUCUCAUGUUGUGGCCCAUUGAGAAAAAGCUACAACCGAUCAAAAAGCUGCUGAGUGAGCUAAAACGAGGCCAGAGCUUAACUGCCCGUAACAUCCGGCCCCUGACCACCCCUGUGGAAAACACCCCAGCCAAGCAACCAAGCCUCCGUCCUCUUGGCCCACACACCCCUCCCUCAGCUGCCUCAUGUUUGCCGUGGCCCUGGGCUCUCUGGGCUGGAAAAAGGGCCUCGCUGGUGCUUUUCGGUUAAGCCUCUCCAGCGUGUCAAGCAAAAGCCCCUGGGGAUUACCUUAAUGCUGCCCCACAUGGCCCAGAGGGGAAGUCAUCAGAUGUGGGAUCAGGCUGAUGGGAGAGUCCUGGGCCGACCGUUCUGAACAUAAGCUAGAUAGACACCCAGACCACACAUAUACGCUGAACGUGUGUUUGUUAAGGUCUGUUAAGGUCUACAGUAAGCCGAUUGUGCUGUGAUGCAAUGUUUUGGCGGUGGUUUCAGAGCGUCCUACCUGACAAACACAGAGUCUCACGUGAGACAAGUUGUUAUAGGAAGUUCACAUUUUAGUGCCCUGUGAAACCAUCAAUAUAGAACAUAAACUGAAUGUAAAUAGAAUUAAUUGCAUAACUUACAAUGUAAUUAAUAUGUAAUUACAUAGUUACAUAUGCUAGUAUGUAGUAAUAAUGAUAGUAAUAACUCAACCUCUGAGGGUUAUUUGGGAGGUGAGGUGACUUUAUUUUAACUACUCUGUCUUUUGUUAAUGUGGGCCAAUCUCAUACCUUUGACUCUCUGUUCCUUGUAAUGUUCUCCCUCAUCUCAGGACAUAAUUAGCUUUUUAGCUAAUAUUUAGCAAAUUAUUUUUGGUUAAGUAAGCAUAUUUUUUGGCAUGUUAUCACCAUCAUGAAAAUUACAUAUAAAAACUCAUUGAUUAUUUUGGAUAGAAAAUAAACUGGCAAUAUUCACAACCCCUGGUUCGUGUCACCAUCACUCUGAAGAAAUCUGAGUGGGUAAGUGUCUCUACAACUACCCACUUCACAUUAAAACAUUCUGAAUGACAUUGUUUACCACACUCAUUGAAUUUUGCAAAAGAAUCAGUUGAAUUUCCAUAGUAAGUGAUGCUGUGGUUACAAUAUGUACAGUGAAGGACAUUAGAGUGGUAAAAAAAUAAAGAUAUUGCCAGUAUACGUGUUAUAUACAGAGUGAAUGUAGAGAAUAGCAUAUGUAAAAUAAGAAUGCAGAGUAAAAACAUGUACAGUAACUGUCUGUGCAAUGUUAUAAAUUGAGCUAUUUUUAAUUGAAGUGCUUCAGUUAAGUUGAGCAUUUAAAAGUAAGGCAGCAUGUUCUGCUAAUAUCACACCGAAACCAACCUGGUACCUGGUAUCAGACUGGAACAAUUUCUUCUUUCCAUGUUUUGCUCUUUCUGUAUACAUGUGAAGUUCAGAACGUAUAGUUGCUUUUAAUGUAGUGCUUAAGGCUGGAAAUCUGUGGCCUACCUGUUUACUCUGUGCCUUUUGAAUAGAUACAGGAACCCCAUUGAUGGUGAGUGGCCUUCUGUGCAGUAUAGGAAUGUGUAACAUUCACCUCCUAAUCCCUGCUCUUUAUCAGCAUCAGGCCCCUGCAGUUGUGCUGGUCCAGGCAUUAUGUAAUCUGUAUAAUGUAUGUCAAUAUAUGUAUUUAGUGGUGUAUAAGGGUUGUUUUUUGGUGUGAUCAUCUGUAUAGACAACUGUUCAGAGCAUCUCCACCCAAACCACCAUGCACAGCAAUAGGAAGUGGCCUUUAUGGCAGUGAUACUCUUCAGUUGACAGACCAUGACCCACUCCUGAAUCCCCCUCCACCCCUCCAAGCUUGAGGUCCAGUUUGUUUUGGCAGCUGCUCACUUUCCGGCGGUGGCAUAGGCUGGCAACCGUGCCACUGCCUGGAGCCGUCCAGGGCCAGACUGUCGUCCGCAGGUCAGUGAUUCUGCUGACACCGGCGUUCCCACCAUGAGCUAAUGCCAUUCCAGAGAGAUCCCAGUGUAAGCCCCUCUUUCUGCCACUCACCUAUAUAAAGGCCGGGGGUGGCCACGGCUGAAGGUAGCACGCACCGUUCGUGGAUCCCUGCCCACUUGCACAGCCUUCCACAGCCUCCUUACAUCUCCCUCCAGUGGUCUUGUUCUUCUCAGUCAAAUCCCAGUUCAAAGACUACACCAAGGGUGUCCCAGGCAGAGAGGCCGAGACUCGCCAAGACCUGCUAAGCAACUCCAGUCCAAGUUAAGCCAAGCCAAGUCAUUAUGGAUAUUGCCAUUCAGUACCCCUGGUUCCGACGCGCCCUGGGCUACCCCUCCCGACUCUUUGACCAGUUCUUCGGGGAGGGCCUGUUCGACUUCGACCUCUUCCCUUAUGCCACCUCCACCAUCAGCCCUUACUACCGGUACUCGCUCUUCCGCAACUUCCUGGAGUCCUCCAACUCUGGCAUCUCUGAGGUGAGGUCUGACAGAGAGAAGUUCACAGUCUACCUGGAUGUGAAGCACUUCUCCCCGGAGGAGCUUGAUGUGAAGGUGGCAGACGACUACUUGGAGAUCCAUGGCAAGCAUGGGGAGAGACAGGAUGACCACGGCUACAUCUCCCGUGAGUUCCACCGCCGCUACCGCCUGCCCUCCAACGUGGACCAGUCGGCCGUCACCUGCACCCUGUCUCGCGACGGCCUGCUCACUGUCUACGGGCCCAAGACAGAGGGCUCAGAGACCGGCCGCGGAGAUCGCAACAUUCAAGUCACCCGUGAUGACAAGACCAACGCUGCCCCCUCCUCUUAGGCAGUCUUAAAUGGCUGGCGGAAAAGGGGGAGCAAGUGGGGGCUCAGCUGGGGGCCUUGGCUUCAAGCAAGGGGGUACCUCACAAGUAGGUUUGGCGGUUAGGUUAUAAAUGAUCUAACCCCUUGCAGUUACUAAACCCUCUCCCCACUUUGCCCCUAAAGGUAUCAAUGUACAUCUAGCCUAAUACCCUCUUCUAGAUCUUAGCUAAAAACUAUGAUUGUUAAGAUGUUUGAUUAUCAUACUAAUGUGAGGAACAGAUAAAGAGGAAUGGUUGGGGUCUGGAAAGUUUGAGACAACCAUUUGAAAGCUUCCCUUAAUCCAAACCCCUCACCUUCUGGUCAAUGACAGUCUCGUCUCAAUCUUUUCUCAUCUUCUCUACAGGAUCACAUGAACAAAUCCAAAAAGGCCUUUUUGGCAGAUUUCAGAAAUGUGUUUGGCUACUCUUGCUAAACAGGAGUAUGAUGUCCUGCUCUGAGAGAGUACGUCAAAGCAGAGUGUAGAGGGUUUGGUUAAGGUUAAGUCUUGUUCUCCUCAAGGGGGUUUUGAUCUGUAAGAGGCUCCAACACUGGGACCAUCCAGCCGUCUGGCUAGUCUUCCUCACCUGUGUCCACUCUCUUCUCGCCCUAUCUCUUUUGUCCCACUGACUUUUCUCUCCCUGUCUUGUAGCCUCUAGUUCUGCUUAUAACAGCCCCUUUCCUGAGGGGUCUACUAAAAAAAAAAAAUGAUCACAAUAAAGUUGUAUCAUUAACCAAGAGGCAAAAAAUCUUGUCUUUUUAUUCUAUUACACCAUACAUGCCAUGCUACUCCUAUAUCACAGGACAGGUCUUCAGAGAGCAUUUCAUUUAGUGAGCAUAAUUUAGUUAGAAACAAAAUACUAUGCAUUACACCUGUAGUCUAGAUAGAUAAAUUAAGAUCAAAUUAUAUUAGUUCAAGGGUCCACUGAUGUACAUCUUCACACUACAGUCCUCAAGAAAGGUUUACUUUGAGUUAAAGCACACUUUGACUUAGAACAGGUUUUCACAGUUAAUUUAAGUCUGAUGUUUGAUGUACUAGAUCGUUAUCAGAUAGUACUGCUACACUCUCAGUUUUCUAGGAUAACUUUCCUAUCUUGAAAAAAAUUCUGCUAAGCAAUGAGGCAAGUAGAAGAAGCCUCUGCGGAGGUGGUUCAGUCUGGGGUGUCACAUCAUUUAAUGGACCAGGAACCCCUAGCAUGACAGGAGACACGUGAAGACUUGGUAAACCUGGCUGACCAAUCUCAGGAUCUUAAAAGGGCCCACAAACUGUGCCUAAACCUUCGACAGGGAAGCCUUAGUCAGAUGGGUAUGCAUAGCCUCCUAUGCCCAUUCACUCUAGUGGAACCAGCUGUCCACUGCAGGUAGAGUUGAAUCAGGUCCCAGGGAUACAAGGGAUCCCAGACAACCUGAAAAGAUGAUUUAACAAAGCUUCAGCUGGUUGAAAUGCUAUGCUAUCAGUCAACUGCUAUUAGGAUUUUGGAAUGACCGUUAGCCUAGAGUGAGUUAGUUAUACAGUCUACAGAAGGCCAGGGCCACAGCAUCCAAGUUCCACUUUACUGGUUAAGACCAUGCAUGGGUUUUUACUCUGGGCACAGACGGAACAAGACUGAAUUCUGAACAGCGUACACUGUAUAUCCAAAAGUAUUCAGACACUUCUUCUAAUUAGUGAAUUCAGCUACUUUAAUGUGAACCUAUUGCUGGCACAGGCAUCCAACUGAGCUCCAUCCAAAUACGUUUGGGAUGAGUUGGAAUGGAAUUUGAGAUCCAGAACAAAUCAAAGCCUUACCAGAACAGGUGUUACUGCAGGAAAGGGUGGGGGGCAAUUAUUUUAAUAGCCUUGGUUUCAGAAGAAAUGUUGGGUGACCUGUUUUUGGACAGGUAAUGUAUGUGAUUCAAUAAAUGCAAAUAUAAUGUGCCAAUGACAAAAUAGUCAACAGGUUCUUAUAACACUUUAUACUAUAUUUGGUCAUUCAUAAAAUACAAUAGGAAGCAUGCUUAGAGUGAUUAAACACACAAUAUGUAUAAAUACAAGCAUGGAAAUUUCCCUUGUUAUGAAUAAUAGUACUGAUCAAUCAGUCUGUCAUUCAUCAUCAAUCCAGUCCAACUAAAAUACUUUCAUAUCAGGCAAAGCAUGUAACACACAUAGAAUAUUUUUGCUUAUUCAAACAAACAAAAAAGAACCAUAUAUAUAUGUGAUAUAGAACCUGUUUUUAUUUUUUGCUGUUGUUACUUUUGCUUAAUACUAUUACUUGUUGAAUAUUCUCAUGCAUAAAAUGAAAAAUAAAUAACUUUGGAAAAAUAUAAAAGUAAAAUAAUAAUGGAAGACAGAUUGUGUGCACUCAUCUUCACUGAAUUGAUUGUCAGGAUGCAAAAUGUUUUUGACAAACUAAUCUAUAAUGUGACAAUCAGUGAUAGACUUCUUUAAAUAUGUUGUUUAAGAAAAAAAAGAGGCCAAUGUUGUUCCCCCGUUAGCAAGUUUGCAUACUUGAUAGCCAUGUUCCUCUUUUCUCCCACAAAGCUCUGAACUGUCCAAAUAGUGGCCCAAACAGACAUGAGUGUCCAUAAUUACACCUGGUUGAACCUUUGUGAUCACAGCCUUUAUGUUUUAUGUGGCCAGUUCACCAAUAUCGUCAGAUUUACACAAAUUACCCCUUAUAUCGUCACUGUCAAAAAACAAAAACAAA
Molecule: messenger RNA, 5984 nt
Organism: Colossoma macropomum (tambaqui)
Lineage: Eukaryota; Metazoa; Chordata; Actinopteri; Characiformes; Serrasalmidae
Gene: cryaa
Product: crystallin, alpha A
Exons: 3
Coding region: 2765-3286 (173 amino acids)
Biological process (GO): protein refolding; lens development in camera-type eye; response to heat
Molecular function (GO): structural constituent of eye lens; protein folding chaperone
Source: RefSeq, a predicted model, not a curated record